AUGUCGGACGCCUCCAACGCUUCUGACGAGGAGGAGGAGUGUUCUCUGCUCUUGAAGAGCUUGGAAAAGAGCAACGAUGCUAUGGCUGUCUUUCUGGUUGCCACCAAGUGGAUUCCACGUUCUAUACACCCAUUUCUCAACCUGACAAGGGUCAUAUAUGCAGGGUUUCAGGAUGCUGAUGAAGUGGAUGUCACGGAAAUUGAAGAGCCCUUGGAGGAGGAACUGGCUGCCAACUCAUUGUUCAUGAAGCUAGUUCCCCAUUUUGAGAGGGUUUUGAAGGAGGUCGAUGUGCAACCCGGCUUGUUGCACAGUUUUAUCAAGAUGGUGUACCGUCAUAUCUUUACAAGCCCGUCAUCAGCUAUAGGCAAGGUUAGAAAAGGAACGAAGCCCAGCAAAGCUCAAAUCUAUGGUAUGAAAUGUGCUAGCGGUCGCACGAUCACAUAUGCUUGUGUUCAGACACGCUUCUUGCUGAGCAAUCUCAGUUCAUGGUCCACAGUUGAUGGCCACUUCGACCUUCAUGCAUUUUACAACAACAUUUUUUUGAAACAAAUCCACAUUCAUGUUGGGUCGUCGAAACGCUCAACUGGUGGAAUGCAUGCAGUCAUCGACGGACACUACGUGUGGCCGUACCGCUCAGUCCCAGUCUUCCACGCCAUCGCAGUUGAAGUCGCCUUGGCUACAUGCAAGAUGGUCCUCGCGGCCGCAGCCAUCAACACAACUCCUCCCACGCCUCCCACGCCACCACCAAUGACAACGAACCUUGCCAACACUCCCUCAGCAGGGAUGUCAACCGUCGUCGCUGCGAUCCCCCCACUUCGCCACCUCAAGAUGCACAUGCCAGCGUGCCCAAAGGGAGACAACCUCAUCGCAGGUCAAGUCCAGAUGACGAUGAUGACCGUUCACCAUGCGAUCUCGCACGGCCAUGCAAGGAACUGGUACCAUGCAAGGCCUAUCACCUGGGAUGUAAGCCAAGGUUCCAACCUUGGCCAUGGAAGGAGGGCUAACCUUUCAUGGCCUAUUGGCGACUCUCAUGGCCAUUUAUGGCCUUACGUGGAACCCGAACUUUUUCUGAUGUGGUUGAAGGCUUGCGGCGUGCAGACUUGGUGCAUCAUCUGGGAAUGGUACCAAACUCAGAAAGAGGGGGAAAGAGGGGCAGUGUUUGUUCAUGUCACAUGUGGAUUCUUGGAUUAUCUGGCAUCUGCUUUCACAUUUGUAUCCCAUAGUUUGACUUCUGUAUUCAAUCAUGAAGAACUAACCUCCGAAGGGCAAACAUCAUCACCUACCGAAUCACCAUCAGAGAUUUCAAACAGAAUCAAAGUCCAUGGCAUUGCUAUGAAUGGGGUUUCACUAUCAGGGGUUUCAAAUGAAUCACCAUCCCCCAUACCUUUAUCUAUGUUUAGCGGCGGGCAAGCUCGCCCAGUCCCCGACUCUCUUUUUUUAGCGAAAAAGAUCUCUAUGUAUAUUCCUACUCCUAAAUUGCACCCAAUUUUAUUACAACCUCACUCCUCACCAUCUCCUUCGAUCUGGCAUACCCCCCAUGCAUCCAGAAAGCACAAACACCCCACAUCCGUAACCACAUCCAACCUGCUAGAUAACAUUUUCUGCAAGACACAGCACUCAAUACAUAGAUCUCUAACUCUCCCUCAAUAG
Laccaria bicolor S238N-H82 is the source of this 1650-nucleotide messenger RNA. RefSeq lists its product as uncharacterized. The record is from RefSeq and is a predicted model, not a curated record. Lineage: Eukaryota; Fungi; Basidiomycota; Agaricomycetes; Agaricales; Hydnangiaceae. The transcript has 15 exons. The coding region runs from base 1 to 1650 and encodes 549 amino acids.